CAGAGAGUUAGAAAGAGAUAGCGAGCAAGAGAAGGCAAGGGCACUUCAACUAUUCGCGUCAUUCGCAGACGUUUUCUGAAGAUCGCAUCACUUCUUUGUCGCCACUCAAAUCGCUUUAUUCCUUAGUCUACGGAAACCUCAUUCAAUAAGUGUCUGGAUUAAUUUAUAAAGGGCUAUUUCGACAUAUAAUUCUGGUACAACGGACGCUAGACGGGGACUCUGUGCGACUACCCUACUAAGGCAGAUUUCUGUCUGGCACUAAAGCGGCUCCAGUUUUGGAUUUGCUACCUAGUUUUGGAUCUGUUUAGGGGAUCCUUUCGUCCUCUUGUAACGUCUAAAUCUAUAUUGAAGAUCUCAUCAUGUGCAGACAGAUAUGACAUUUAGAAGAUAAGGGAUAAAACGUAGACAACAGCCUGUGUUAAAGCCUUUUUGCUGUCGGAUCAAGGAAUGUGUGGAUUAUUUUUUUUCUAAUGAAAACUGGACAGCUUCGUUUUUUUUCUCAUGGAUAUAUAACCUAAUUCUAGUAUAUAACUAGGCAAUUUAUCUGCUCCAAAUUACACAGAAACCCAACUCGUAACCAUAUGCGUAAAAUAUCAUCUGUUACAAUGUUUAUCUUUCUACAUGGGCUACUGAAUGAACGGAACGAAUGAAGCAUUUCAUGUUCACAGUAGUUCAACGUUGUAACAAAUUCUUUWUGCUGCUAUUUUGUAUUCUAGAUGCUCAACGUUCUUACAUUGAAAAAGGUUUAUAUUUCGAUAUAGCUGCAUUUUAGUCGGACCAUUAUAGGUUUAUAAUUCCGUUAAGGUGAUGGUUCAUUUCUCCUUACAGAGAAGGUUACUAUCACGACUGGAGCCUUGAUUUUUUUUUGCGGGGUUUAUUUUUUUAUUUUUUUAUUUUUAUUAAAGACUGGCGUAUGCUACAGAUUUUCUUGCCUUCUCCAACUCCCAGUUUCUCCAUACUAUUAUCUCAGGCUGCUUGUCAUUGCCUGUACACGGAUCCCGGAAUCUUCAUGAUUUGCGUACAUCAUGCUCGUUUUUUAGCCGGGAAACCCUCUUUUCGUCCCGCAUGUUUAGGACCAAACGAACUGGGCUCGUCCGGCGACUCUGGAGGAGCCGUGCGCCGGUCGAGGGCGACGGGGAUGCGGAUACACGAACGCAUGGAUCCGGGGGUUGCUGUAUGGGUAAAUCGACGAAGGUUGCAGGAAAAACUAGCGCCGGAACGGAUGCUGAAUUGAAAGCCCUGACCCACUCGACACUGAAACAAAUAAAAGAGAAACAAUUAGAGUGGCUCUUGCAAGCGGUCGAGUCAAAGGGGGGUGCGCGGAGCCCCUGCCUGCUCCUACCCAGCAAAGUGGACACCAAACUGGGUCAGCAGUCUUAUUCCCUCCCCUUGCUGCUCUACAAAGUGUUUCGGUGGCCGGACCUCAUGGAUUGCUCGGAAUUAAAAAGGCUAUCUUGCUGUGAAUCCUAUGGGGAAAUUAACCCAGAACUCGUUUGCUGCAAUCCGCACCACAUGAGCAGGCUUUGUGAACUCGAGUCCCCCCCCCCUCCUUAUUCCCGAUAUCCARUGGACUUUCUUAAACCACCCG
Molecule: messenger RNA, 1588 nt
Organism: Salvelinus sp. IW2-2015
Lineage: Eukaryota; Metazoa; Chordata; Actinopteri; Salmoniformes; Salmonidae
Product: mothers against decapentaplegic homolog 7
Biological process (GO): transforming growth factor beta receptor signaling pathway; SMAD protein signal transduction; regulation of transcription by RNA polymerase II
Cellular component (GO): heteromeric SMAD protein complex
Molecular function (GO): transcription regulator inhibitor activity; I-SMAD binding
Source: RefSeq, a predicted model, not a curated record